AUGGCCAUCAACAUUGCCGGGGUGCUAAUCUACCUCUACGGAGUCGACGAACUACACCCAAAGAAAGCGCAAGACACGACGGUCCUUUUUCAUGUCCAUGGCCGCACAAGGGAUUACCACGACGGAGAAGACAUCGCGCACCAGGUUCUGUUCGAAAAUAGAAGGCUCAGCCCUCUCUCGAAAGGCCUGGUGAUUGCAACAAUGGACAAUCGCAAUCAUGGGGCAAGAGCUAUUGAUACAGUUGCUGCCCAAGACUGGAGGAGUGGAAACCCGAAGCACGCACAAGACAUGCUUUCUACGAUGGACGGCAUCGUUGCAGACAUCAAAAUUGCCAUCCGAUUCCUGCAGAGUUAUGUCGAGGACCGCUUUAACCCGACUCAGUUCAUUAUCUCCGGCAUGUCGCUGGGGGGCCAUGUAGCGUGGAACAUGCUAGCUGAAGAACCGCGCUUGACGGCUGCUGUUGUCAUUGUCGGGUGUCCAAAUCUCGCCGACAUGAUGGCUGAACGGUUCCAUGCAGCCGAAUCCGAUGGCUCCAUUGAUGCAAGCAAGUGGCCCCUGUCCAUCCAAAAGCUGUAUCAAGAGCGCGAUAAAAAUGUAGCAGCAAUUAAAGGGAAGGAGAUACUAAUCAUGAACGGUGCGCUGGAUAAAGUGGUCCCCAGCAAGUAUUCAGAUUACUGGGUGGAGAUGUACGGUGAUCAGAACGACGUCGCGUUUCAUGUCUAUGAGGAUACGGGGCACUGUGUGUCAUUUCAGAUGAUGGAUAGGAUAAUACAUUGGGUUUAUGGCCAAUUGAAUUAG
This is a messenger RNA of Aspergillus puulaauensis, 798 nucleotides long. RefSeq names its product alpha/beta hydrolase family protein. The transcript has 5 exons. Gene Ontology annotation, molecular function: serine-type peptidase activity. The coding region runs from base 1 to 798 and encodes 265 amino acids. The record is from RefSeq and is a predicted model, not a curated record. Gene Ontology annotation, biological process: proteolysis. Lineage: Eukaryota; Fungi; Ascomycota; Eurotiomycetes; Eurotiales; Aspergillaceae.